UUUUUUUAUCUUUAUAGACUACAAUCGUGACGGAGAGAAGAACAUUACAGACGACGGAGAUACACCGGUCGUGGGAUUGUUGUCUUUGAUUGACAACGACUAGUCACUAGUCAUUUACUGGGCUAAAAAGCCUAAAUCUUAUAGAAAUCACCAAAAAGCUAUAAAAUGGCUACAAUAGAUGGACGACCCGCCCAGUAUGGGGUGACGUUAAAGAAUCUAAGAGAGCUCAUGGAGCAUAGGGGGCGUGAAGGUAUUACCAAGCUCAACGAACUUGGUGGAGUACAAGACUUAUGUAAAAAGCUGUAUACGUCACCAAGUGAAGGAUUAAGUGGUUCUAGUGCAGAUCUAGAGCAUAGGAAAGAAACAUUUGGCUCAAAUACUAUACCACCCAAACCGCCUAAAACGUUCAUGCAACUUAUUUGGGAAGCCUUACAAGACGUAACUCUUAUUAUUUUGGAGAUAGCUGCAUUGGUUUCUCUGAUCCUAUCGUUAUAUAAACCAAACGACGGAGGAA
Molecule: messenger RNA, 514 nt
Organism: Daktulosphaira vitifoliae (grape phylloxera)
Lineage: Eukaryota; Metazoa; Arthropoda; Insecta; Hemiptera; Phylloxeridae
Product: plasma membrane calcium-transporting ATPase 2-like
Exons: 2
Biological process (GO): regulation of cytosolic calcium ion concentration
Cellular component (GO): intracellular membrane-bounded organelle
Molecular function (GO): P-type calcium transporter activity
Source: RefSeq, a predicted model, not a curated record